Messenger RNA from Suillus paluster, 408 nucleotides. RefSeq lists its product as uncharacterized. The coding region runs from base 1 to 408 and encodes 135 amino acids. The transcript is spliced from 3 exons. NCBI's taxonomy places the organism in Eukaryota, Fungi, Basidiomycota, Agaricomycetes, Boletales, Suillaceae. The record is from RefSeq and is a predicted model, not a curated record.
AUGUGGUUUGCAAACUGCAAUGAUGAGGGUGUGAUUCACAGUAAAUAUUUCAACCCUUUACCAGUUGAAAUUCUUGUGCUUAUACUCACAGCGAUUGAAUGUUGCAUCAACAAGUGGAUAACCAGGGUGAAGGAAGACAUAAAAUUCUCAUUGGCAACUUAUUCUCCAAUCUACCUUGUUCAUCUCAGUUCCUUACAGCAGUUUGAUGAGCGCACAUCUGGUUAUAAACUGCUAGGUAAAUUUGGUGCUAAUAUCCUUGAGGUUGCUCGGCUCCAUGCUGGUGUGAACUCACUGGCUGCGCAGGCGACACCCAUCGGCUUCACAGAUGAUGUAUUUGAUGAUGCAAUUCAAGAGUAUGAAGCCGAGGCUAGAGAUGCACGAGAGCCUGAGGGGGCUGCAGAGGUGUAG